Messenger RNA from Pseudomassariella vexata, 2307 nucleotides. RefSeq lists its product as uncharacterized. The transcript has a single exon. Bases 1 to 2307 code for a protein of 768 amino acids. Lineage: Eukaryota; Fungi; Ascomycota; Sordariomycetes; Amphisphaeriales; Pseudomassariaceae. The record is from RefSeq and is a predicted model, not a curated record.
AUGUAUGGUCCCAGUAACUGCGAGGGUGUUGACGCGCAAUCGUCCUUGGUCCCGCAGAAGAGACCGACCGACAAGCCCGGGGGCUCAAUUGGUACCAAGAAGAGAUCAAAGCGAGUCUCCUUCAACGAACAGCCCGCCAUCUUAGGUUCCUCGGUCACCCAUGUUCUCAACCCCCAAUACCUGACAUCGAUGGAUGUGCCCUACAGAUCCCAAGAGGACACUGAGAAGAUCGAUUGCGAGUAUAAAGCAUUGUCUCCAGAUGAAAACGGUGACUACACUGGCGAAGAGGCAACUCCAGACCCCAGGAUUAAUCCAAAUAAUGCCAUCAUCGACACUGCUAUCUGGGAGAAUAUGGGUGGGCUGCCGCAAGACUUGAUGGCCCAGAACCUUGAGGGUCAUGGCCUUCCAAAUGCUGCGAGUCGAGGAGAGUCUUACGAUGGUCCAGUAAAGGAGAAUAGCGCGCAUAAUGGCCUCUAUGUCGACGUAGGUAGAGAUGUGACUCGAGCGUCUCCAAUGGAACUCAACGAGGACUUCGAUCCUGCCUUCGCUGACAAGUAUCAGGAGAUACGUGAUGCAUCUCCGCUGAAUACAAACCAGUUAGAACUCGAUCUUUCCGAUUCCAAGGGCAAAGAAGUUGUUCGAGCAGCUCCGGAGGACUCGAAUAAUGAGAGCAUUGGUCUUGCCGUGUCUAAGGACAAACAAGCCGUUCGAGCAACUCCAAUGAAACUGAACCAUGCGAAGACCAAUAUUUCCUCGGCUGAAUUCAAGAAGAUCCUUCGAGCGACUUCAAAAAAUGCUAAAAAUCUGGAUCUUGAUGCUGCAAACCUCCAAGCGCGUCUCGAUCAGGCAAGCACCGUACAGACGGUGCCGAUGGGAGAAUAUCAGGAGACAGUCAUCCGCUUGAAACGGGAACUCAAUCGCCUAAAGAAACUUGUCCUCGUCCAAGAUGAGGCCAAGCCGCACACGGAGGAAGUCAAACUUGUCAUCAGACUGAAUGAAAUGCUGGUGGAAGAAAACCACGAGCUUGCCGAGGCGGUGCAGUAUUUGACCGAGGAGGUUGAUAAUCUCAGCCGUGAAGCCCAAUCUCUCGUGAACCAGAAUCAGAAUCUGCAGAUGCACAUGCCGUUCAACGACCCCUUCAAUCCGCACUCGUUGUUCGAGGCUUCCGUGGAGCCUAAUAGUAACGGCUCCCAGGAUUACCAAAGGCUUCUUAACGAGAAGAAGAGUCUGGCCAGAAAGAAUCGGGUUCUCAGUGAAAAGCUGGCGGCCUCCGGGCGACGGAAUGAAGAGAUUAUAGCUCAAUGUCGCAAAGCGGCUCAGAGAUCAGGCCCAUCCAGGUCCAAAGACCUGCUAUCCAAGAUUGACGGUAAGACUGAUGCUAGAACUGGCAACAAGAACAGUAACACGACUGGAGACAAGGCUAGCAACACGACUGGCAACCAGACUAGAAACAGGACGGAAACCAAGCCUUGCAACGAAACUGACUUCGUGGAUCCGUUUGAGGAAGACAAACUCACUGCGAAAAAGCUAUUCACCGACCUGCGCGACCAGAUCAGCGCCUUCGCCAAGCAGCACUUCAGCGGCAAACCCGCCGUCAAAAUGAUCCGCAAAGCACAGCACGAUCUCUUCUAUCGCACCUCCAAGGAUUUCGAGGCCGAUAUAAUCAAUGUGGAAUUCAAACAGUACAUGUUCGAGUCGGCCAUCUGGUUCAAGCUCCUAGAGACCUUCCUCCAGCGCCCCUACGCCAUGUACAGUCCCAGAGCUCGCGCUGCCAACGAGCAGAUACGACUGCGCGUCAAUAAGCGCGACGACAGUGAACUAAUAGCUGACUACCACUACUGGCGCGCCCUCACAGGCGAGUUCCUCAGCCGCGUCUACAAAGAUGAGGAGCACUACCGAGUCGGAGGAAACCCGAGGGUCAAGCUCAUCGAGGACAUGUCGCAUAACUGCGUUCGCUUCUCGUCCAAUGGAGACGAGGCGGAGUUGAAUGCUGGGUUCGAAGCCAUCAUUGCCAAGGCGCUCGAGUUGGCCAAGUGCGUGACGGAAGGUCGAGCCUGGUUUAAAUUCGACAUGUGGGGGGGUGCGCAGCCCGACCUAGACAAAACUUACGGCUUUCCGAUUGACGAGGAGAUCAUGACGCGCGAGAAGGAGGAUGACGUGUUUGGGCUUACCACGGAGUGGAGAGAAGACCAAGAAGUCGAGGGGGUCUAUAUUUUGGCUUCGCCAGCGUUGUGCAUGUAUGGCGACUGCAAUUUGGAGAACUAUGACACGUAUGAGAUUCUCGAGAAGGCGAGAGUCAUCUACUAG